Neoarthrinium moseri is the source of this 1491-nucleotide messenger RNA. RefSeq lists its product as uncharacterized. Bases 1 to 1491 code for a protein of 496 amino acids. Gene Ontology annotation, molecular function: ATP binding; protein kinase activity. Gene Ontology annotation, biological process: protein phosphorylation; signal transduction. Gene Ontology annotation, cellular component: cytoplasm. The transcript is spliced from 3 exons. The record is from RefSeq and is a predicted model, not a curated record. NCBI's taxonomy places the organism in Eukaryota, Fungi, Ascomycota, Sordariomycetes, Amphisphaeriales, Apiosporaceae.
AUGAGUCAGUCCCCGAGCAAUCAAAUCCCCGCAUUUACUUGGAACUUGUCACCCAGAGAUGAGAAUGAGGUUCGCACUCAUUCACUGGAGGAUUACCCCGGUAUUGAAGAAGAACUGGACGAAAUUUUGAACGGAUUGCAGUCGAGGCAGUUGAAUGACCUUGACUCUUCUACCGAACCUUCCUUACAAGGUGAAGUUCGUACAGAUGCCUGGGAGGAGAAAGCAGACGACAUUUGUAGCGGAUUAAACUCAAGCUCUAGCGAUAAUCCCGAUAUAGGUGCUGAGCAAACAGAAAGCGUCGCAUCUUUCAUUACAGACAGUGACAAUGCGCACACACCCGACGACCUCGAAACAGUUUGGAUUAUGAACCAGUACUGCCCCUUUAGUGACAAUUCAGGGAGAGAAAAGUUCUUUUUCACCUACCAACCAAAACCUGGUGUUAGGAAACGAGUGACAAUCACAUUCAACUAUCAAAAUGCACCGGAUGCCUCCCUGGAAGCCAAUGUCAAGCAGUGCAAUUCCAACGUGGAGAAAAAUGCACGGAUAUAUGAAGCUAUUCAUAAGAGCUUGCCUGAUAUCGAUUUUUUCGACACAGUCACCAAUCUGAGACUAGUCACAGACGAGCGCGGAAAGCUUCAUGUGAUUGUCCUAGAAGACGUCAGUGAGAUUAUUUCGUACCCUGAGGUUGCUAUGCUGCGUUACAUCCAGUCUCCACACCUCAAGGAAUCGGACGUCUCAAUCCAUCGUCAUUUAUCGGGAUUCAUAUAUACUGUGACUGUGGGCCGCGAACUCUUGAUGCAGAAAGAUAUACCUGGUCCGCAUUCAGUUGAAGAUUGGCUUUACGAAGUCAAUUGCCUCUAUAUGCUGGAGUCCUCACGAUACAUUCUCUCAUUGCGUGCGUUAUUGGUGGAUGAAUCCGAUGAAAAGGCUAAGGGAUUUCUAGUCCCCCAUGCGACGCGCUUGAUCGACGUUUUCUUUGAUAUCCAAGAAGGGGAACUCUCUGCGCCAUGGGAUAUUCGUGUACAAUGGGCGUACGGGAUUAUUCACGGACUAUCAGAUGUACACGUGGCUGGCUUAGUCCAUGGAAACUUGACAUUAUUCAACGUCGUCAUCGACUGCGAUAAUAAUCCCUACCUCACCCACUUCACCCGAAGUGGUUGUCCGAAUGGUUGGGAACCUCCAGAACUUGAUUACUUGAUUUCAACCAACCAAAAGGCCACUCCUUACCUGGGUGUCGCCUCUGACUUGUAUCAGCUGGGAAUGACUCUUUGGGCAAUUGCUACUCUUGAUGAUGAGCCUGAAUCGCAACUCAGGCCUCUGAGUUUAGACAAUUAUGCGGGAAUUCCUCAGUGGUAUCGUGAUAUUGUGGCUGUUUGCUUGAGCAGUCAGCCUCGACAGAGGCGCUCCGCUCAAAGCUUGCUCGAUAUGUUCCCACUCAGAAUAGAGACUGAAAACUCAUCAAACAGCGGAGUGGGGUUUUCGUUGCCGUGA